Messenger RNA from Procambarus clarkii (red swamp crayfish), 414 nucleotides. The record is from RefSeq and is a predicted model, not a curated record. NCBI's taxonomy places the organism in Eukaryota, Metazoa, Arthropoda, Malacostraca, Decapoda, Cambaridae.
CGAACACGGAGCAAACAAGACGAAGGCAGAGUUGGAAAGGUUGUGGACAGACGUUCCCUUGGCGAGAUCAGGGUCCACAGUCGGCAACGUCGUCUACAAGCAAGCCAUGUUUUUCAACUGUUCAGCUCUGUGAAACUUGUAUUAAAUGUGGCUGGCUUUCUACUCGGUGGAGUGCUGCUCUUCGUGUCGUUGUUUGACCCCACUAGAAAACCGGUCAUAAAGUUCUUCGACAAUGCCUUUGGUGAGAGAUCAGUGAGGCAGCGGCGUGAAGUAGGGAGUGGCCUCGAGUCGCAUGUUGUUGCGGCUUUAGACGCCUUCACUGCUGCUCUCAAGAUGGAAGUAAUUGCCAAAAUGAAUCUGAAUUAUCUUUAAUGCUUUUGAGAAUGUUAGCACAAUUGUACACCAUUCAUGUAU